Molecule: messenger RNA, 1689 nt
Organism: Effrenium voratum
Lineage: Eukaryota; Dinophyceae; Suessiales; Symbiodiniaceae
Source: the annotation of a GenBank genome assembly
AUGGUGGGCUAUGCUGUGGGCAUUGGUGGUGUUGGCCACAGCAAGUGGCCAGUGGCCGCCCUGCCCAGAGCGAGGAUGUUUGCCAUGUCCGGCCAAUGCAGAUGGGCGCCCGAACUGCACCUGCUUAGAGGCUGGUCUGACUCCUGCCUCCCGGUUAUUUGUGGGCAACCCCAACGUCCAGCUUAUGCUGAGCCCACGAAGGAUGCAGGGGAGAGUGUGUUCCCUGAGACCGUCGACUUCCUUUGCGAACAGGGAUUCGAGGUGGAAGGAUUCGGCAGCACUUGGGAUUUGGCCUCCAUCUCGGGGCAGCUCAACAGCAGCACCACCACCACAACAUCAGGCGCGCGUCUGGUGCGCUGGCGAUGCUCAGCGCAGGGUGUCUUCGAGAACCUCACGGGCCAGCGCUGUGUGCCAGUUUGCGGAGAUGGCAUGCUUGUUCCAACUGACCACCUACCAUGGGACGACCCUCGGGAGCAGUGCGAUGAUGGCAACAACAAUGCCGGUGACGGCUGCAGCGGGUGUCGUGUGGAGGCCGGCUUUGUCUGCACCGGGGGAGGCCCUACACAGCCGGACAGGUGCACCUUGGCAGCUGCUUGGGCGGAGAGCACCAUCAUCCUUUCGUUGACAGGAGCUCGUCAGCCCACCGCAGAGGAGGUGGCCCUGUCAUCGACGGUGGCCUUGGCCGAGACAUUUCACUGUCCACAAAGAGACGUUGAGAUCGUCGAGGUUAUUGCGCCUUCGAUGGCUACCACUUCCAAUGUGUCAGAUGAGUCCACAGCGAAUCAAAGCCAGUUCCACACCUCCCGCCAGGCAAUGCAGGUGCGCUUCCGUAUCAAGAUCUCCGACUCCGCGGUAUUGUCGUUGGAUGGCAUUCAAGAGGCCAUGGCCUCCCAGAACUUCGUGCCGCAGAUCUUGGUAGCCUACAUGCAGCACACAAGCCUGACCGAUCUCUAUUUGAGCAUGGUUGAGGUGCAGCAACCCACGCUUGAAGGACAGGAGGCCAAGAUGGUUUUUCUGGAUGUCCAAGACUACGUGGUCCUGGCGGGGAGUAUUUGUGCUUCUUUGCUUGGCUACGCGUGCCUCAUUGGCCUGGUGAUGCCGACUCUCUACUGGUGCGCAUUCGUCGCCCGCCGACCAAGCCGCUUGCAAGGGUAUACGCAGUACAUCCCGGAGGAGCACCAAACAGGGUGGUUGUUUGGCACCUGCGACUGGUACAAGUCCAAGGUCACCUGCUGUUCAUUGAUCGUGCUGCUGCCUGCGCGACUGGCCUAUACUUGGGACACCGUGGGCAUAGUGCCAUACUGGAAGGGUGUGCGGCAAGCUAUGAUGUGCUGUGGCUUGUACCUCCUGGGCUGCUGGCCUUGUGGCGCUUUCAUUGCUGGCCAGAACCGAAGCGAUCUGAAAGACUUUCUGGGCUUCGGUGACGGAGUCAAGAGCAACAUCGAGAUGGCAGACAUUUGUUGGUACAUUCUUUGUCCCAUAUGCAGUGUGGUCCAAGAGGCUGCGCAUGUCGACAAGGUGUUUGCGGCAGUCCGAGCUGUUGUAGCAGCGGAGGCUGCUGAGAAGGCCAAAGCCAAACAUCAGGAGGAUGAGGAUGAGGAGAAACCCAUCGAGGUCCCGACAUUGCAGUCAAUGUUUGAUGAGGGAAUCAAUGCAGCGCUGGACACGGCUGUGGGGGCAUUUGACUAA